Messenger RNA from Durusdinium trenchii, 297 nucleotides. Lineage: Eukaryota; Dinophyceae; Suessiales; Symbiodiniaceae. The record is from the annotation of a GenBank genome assembly.
AUGGCAAGCAAGAUCAUUAGGGUCAAGCGCGAGGGCUUCUCGAGUGAAACGCUGCAGCUCCGAACGACGGCGCCGCUCCACACGCAGCUCGCCGACGCGGUGGGCCUGCCGCCGCUCUUCGCCUUCCGAAUGGUGGACGAGAAUGGCAAGGACGUGCUAGAGGCCUUCGAGGCCUUGGAGGCCGGCCGUGAGUACACGAUCUAUCCCUACCAUGUGGAGCCGGAGAAGCAAGCCGUUGGAACAUGGAUGAAGUCUGCCAUCAGCUGUUGCCCAUGCCUUGCAUUUCUUUGCCGAUGA